Molecule: messenger RNA, 1137 nt
Organism: Bemisia tabaci
Lineage: Eukaryota; Metazoa; Arthropoda; Insecta; Hemiptera; Aleyrodidae
Source: RefSeq, a predicted model, not a curated record
ACUAGGGACCACGUUUAAAGAUGCAAUUUUUAUUGCUCCCUCAGCCCUGAAAUUGUUCCUUCAGUUCUCUAUCGAAAACUGCAUGUUAAACUACUUCAAGUCCAGUGCUUCCAGUUCCUCUACCAGUGCUUAAAAUAGAGGGUGACUAUUGGAACUGAGAUUAAUUAAUGGACAUCAUUAUUACAAAGGAUGUUCAAGAAACUAGCCAGAGAUGUCAUUACGUCGAAGAGAGAAGACUUCGAUUCGAUUCUGAAAAGAGGCUUACAAAAACAAAGAGAGGAGGUUGCGUUGGCAUUGCAACGUUUCCCUUACUUCGAUGACUGGGGUGAGGAGAUCAUCAAAGAGACUUGCUCUGUGUCCAAUGUCAGAAGUUAUCUGCCUAACAAGUUGGUUUUAGACGGAACAAAAGGAGCUUCGCAAAACUUCACGUAUUUCAUUUUAGACGGCAGCUGUUGCGUGAUUCAUCGUCUACGAGUAACAUCCAGCCUCGUCGCCGGCCAGUGUAAAUUCAAAAUGUCCCCAGACCAAAGUGAUUCCGCCUCUCCAAAUUCUCAGAGCAUCUACAUGCAAACAUGUAUAUUCAGAGCUGGUGUUUGUUUCGGUCUAGGUGAAAAUCUUGAGAACAAGUGGGUUGUGGCCCAGAACGCGGUGAAGUGCCUGAGGAUCCCAUUACACGUGCUCAUGGCCAACAAUAAAGGCAACGUGUGGUGCCGGAUCCGGCAGUUUCUCGACCUCCGAUUCCCCAGUAGCGACGAAGUGUUCAAACAAUUCGUGGCGCAGAGAACCUGGACAGAAUUCCGCAAGAAGAAUUUUGAACUGUGCAUCAAAAGGAGGAGCACGAGAAGUGGGAUCAGUUACACGGAUGUUCCAUAUUGCUACCGAGUGAACAGCAGUUUGCCGGCUCUACAUCAUCCCACCGCUAAGAGGCUCAAAUCUAAACGAAAAUCAACAUCAUUGGAUGAAACGCGUUUAAGUGGAGCUGAUUUGAAACUUCUGAAAGACCAAAACGAAAUCUAUGAGGACUUUUUGGAUUCUAUGGUGCACUUAAGGUUGAGAUCAGUGUUGAAAUAAUCGUUCGGGAAUACAUCAAUGCAAUCGAGCAACAAAGUGGUUCUAACUGCAUCUGCAACAACAUUA